CGGUUCUCCACGGUACAUGCACCGGAAGUACUGUUCCCACAGUAGAGUAACCAGGAAGUUAUGCUAAUCUUUUUGCAGUCCCUCAGUGUGAAUAGUUUAGCGGCUAUGACGGCCUUUGCCCUUUAGACCCCAAUGUCUGUGUCAGCGGGCGACCUGCUGUCCCUCAUGUUAGUGGCCAUACUCUGGGGAGUAACCAACCCUUUCCUGAGAAGAGGAGCAGAGGGGGUAGAACGUGUGAAAGUGGAAGGGAGAGUGCGGAGACUGCUGUAUGAAGCAAAGUUCCUGAUAUCUAACUACAGGUAUGUGGUCCCAUUUUUGCUGAACCAGAGUGGAUCUGUGAUUUUCUACCUUACAUUGGCUUCCACAGAUCUGUCGCUAGCUGUACCUGUCUGUAAUUCUCUUGCACUAGUUUUUACAAUGGUAACUGGAAAGAUGCUUGGAGAGCACAUAGGAGGAAAGGGAGCUGUUCUUGGGUUGCUUCUUACGAUACUGGGCAUUUCAAUCUGUGUGGGAAGUUCUGUCAGUGACUGAGGCAACUCACCUCCUUCUAGAAAAAAUGAAGCUCUAAGGGAUUGAGAGGCAAUAAGAAUAUUGGCCUGAAUGGAACGCAUGUAAUGAAGUCAUCAGUUUUAAAGCCACUGUAUGUAUAGAAGGUAGGGCUGCAAUAGUAACAACCAAGAAAAAAACUAAGAAAAUUAUAUGCACAUCUACCCUUUAUUUAGAUGUAUCAAGUGCCUGGACUAUAAGAGAAACUAUUAUGUUAAUCAGUAAUUUUUUUUUGAAAAGACUAGAAUUGGUGGGAUACAAUGCUAAAUGAUAGUGUGAGACAAUAUUCAUAGAGCCUUUAAAGUCCAUUCAUUGCAGAACACUGUAUUCUUAAAACACUGAGAUACAAACAAGUAUUUUUCUAAUAAAGUUGUAAUGGUCACAAUAGUCUACUACCACUUAUUCUGUUCUAUAUAAUUUAGCUAGUCUUCAUGGUACAAUACAUGUGUGUGAAAAAUGAGGAGCAAAUGAAGUUGUCCAACACCUUGCACCAUUAUCGAUCAGCUGACCAGCACUGCCGCAGCGCUGGAAAUAAACAAUUUACAGGAGCUUGAGCUUCGUAAGUUGAUUGCAGUGAUGGAACUGGAUCAUUGCAAAACAGCCUACAUUGAAUUAAGUAACAGCUUCUCUGCACUUACUGCACCAAUUCAAA
Hyla sarda is the source of this 1198-nucleotide messenger RNA. RefSeq names its product transmembrane protein 234 (gene TMEM234). Bases 133 to 531 code for a protein of 132 amino acids. The record is from RefSeq and is a predicted model, not a curated record. NCBI's taxonomy places the organism in Eukaryota, Metazoa, Chordata, Amphibia, Anura, Hylidae. The transcript is spliced from 4 exons.